Racocetra persica is the source of this 810-nucleotide messenger RNA. The record is from the annotation of a GenBank genome assembly. Lineage: Eukaryota; Fungi; Glomeromycota; Glomeromycetes; Diversisporales; Gigasporaceae.
AUGAGCUCAACUUUACUUGGUCAUUCACAAGAAUUUAUUAACUCUAAAAACACACAAGUAAAAACUGGCUCACCGUUUAGUAUAGUCCUCACAGCACCCCAAGAUUCUGAAGAAACAUCACCCACUAAAACCCACCACAAAUCGAGACCUUCUCUCAAACUUCAAUGUGCAGAUUUAUAUCUGUCGAUACCAACCAUAGAAUAUCAUCCUCCUACUGAAACGUGUGCUUCGCCAGCUCCACAGCAAACAGGGUUCAGUAAAUACCUGUCAAAUACAAAAUCUUCAGAGGCUACACAAUCUGCCAAUAACUCUCUAAGAACUUUAUUGUUUCGAAAGAAACUCAUGGACGAUGGAUACGAUGGACACGGACAAGAUGAAUUUCUUUUCUCACCUAUUUAUAAUCACAUUACAACUCGCACCUUUUUAAACUAUGAGGAUGAAGAUAUUUAUAGUCCUGAAAUUUCAACUCCUGUAAAUGUACCAGCUCCGAUAUUUUCCAAUGUUAAUCAUCGAACAUCGCAGGAUUCCGGUGUCGAUAUGAACUUUUCUGGAAAUCCAUCAUCGUGCUAUAUGCCGCCAAUUCUUUCUUCUUAUAAUGAUUAUAUUGGUGGUGCUAGGUUCAGUAAAUAUCUGUCAAAUACAAAAUCUUCAGAGGUUACACAAUCUGAAGAACUUUAUUGUUUCGAAAGAAAUUCAUGGACAAUGGAUACGAUGGACACAGACAAGAUGAAUUUAAACUAUGAGGAUGAAAAUAUUUAUCCAGCUCCAAUGUUAAUCAUCGAACAUCGCAGGAUUCCGGUGUCGAUGUGA